UUCCUCUCGGCACCACUCACCUGGCUCGGGUCAUCUCCAGGGUCACUGAAUCACAGAGAUAUUAUCUACUAAGUCACACACCUGCAGCCUGCAGCCUCGCCCUGGGCCCUGAUAUGGAGGGGAUAACCUGUGCCUUUCUCCUGGUGCUAGCAGGUCUGCCUGCCUUGGAAGCCAAUGAUGCAGUUGAUAAAGACAGUCCCUUCUACUAUGACUGGGAGAGCCUGCAACUGGGAGGAAUGAUCUUUGGAGGGCUCCUGUGCGUCGCUGGAAUCGCCAUGGUCCUGAGUAGCAAGUGCAAAUGUAGGCGCAACCAUACAGCCAGUUCCUUACCUGAGAAAGGCACUCCACUCAUCACUCCAGGCUCUGCCAGUACCUGCUGAACUGAACACAGGACCAAGUUUGAAGGCAAGCUCUUCGACAGUGCCGUUUGUCUCCCCUCUGGAGACCUUCCUCUCCAGGAUGGCUUCCCUAGAGCAAACUGUUAAGUCUUCAGUGACAGGGAAGGAAGGGUGUUCCAAAGCUGACUUUAUAUUAAACUGGUCUUGCUGCUC
This is a messenger RNA of Grammomys surdaster, 551 nucleotides long. It is a transcript of the gene Fxyd4, whose product is annotated as FXYD domain containing ion transport regulator 4. The transcript is spliced from 9 exons. The record is from RefSeq and is a predicted model, not a curated record. Gene Ontology annotation, cellular component: membrane. Gene Ontology annotation, molecular function: sodium channel regulator activity. Lineage: Eukaryota; Metazoa; Chordata; Mammalia; Rodentia; Muridae. Gene Ontology annotation, biological process: potassium ion transmembrane transport; regulation of sodium ion transmembrane transporter activity. The coding region runs from base 114 to 380 and encodes 88 amino acids.